AAACGUCCUACAAGAUGUAGUAACCUUGAUAACUGGUGGGCGGGGCUAUCAUCUGAGCUGUAUAAAAGGGCACACUGCUUCCAGCCUACCACAGUCGACACAGAUAAAGCAGAAUUAUGAAGUCUUUUGUUAUUAUUGCUGCUCUGGCUGCCUUCUAUUUGGUGGCUACAAGCGCUCUCCCUUCUCCUGAUCCUGAGCCUGGUUACCUGCUAGGAUACGGAGGCUUAGGAGGACUCGGAGGUUUGGGAGGCUUAGGGGGACUCGGAGGUUUCGGAGGUUUCGGCAGAAGAUAUGGCGGAUACGGACUGAGAGGAAAGAGGAGCGCCGAGCCAGAAGCUGAACCUGGGUAUCUGAGAGGCCUUGGUUUCGGUGGCUUAAGAUUUGGGCGAGGAUAUGGAGGCUAUGGAGGUUAUCCAGUCUACGGCUAAACACUAGAUUCUGUCAACUGACAUAACCCUUUUUUCUGUAAAUUUGUCAAAUUAGAAACGCAUCUAUUAAAAAUACAACAAUUAAAGUUUUACA
Cherax quadricarinatus is the source of this 522-nucleotide messenger RNA. The record is from RefSeq and is a predicted model, not a curated record. NCBI's taxonomy places the organism in Eukaryota, Metazoa, Arthropoda, Malacostraca, Decapoda, Parastacidae.